Messenger RNA from Alligator mississippiensis (American alligator), 5826 nucleotides. RefSeq names its product cilia and flagella associated protein 221 (gene CFAP221). The record is from RefSeq and is a predicted model, not a curated record. The transcript is spliced from 25 exons. Lineage: Eukaryota; Metazoa; Chordata; Crocodylia; Alligatoridae. Gene Ontology annotation, cellular component: cilium. Bases 208 to 2808 code for a protein of 866 amino acids. Gene Ontology annotation, biological process: cilium movement; cilium assembly.
UGGGCAGCAGAUGCAGGCAGCCCUGUGCACAGGGUGGGCAGGUUGCUGGGCCUCCCUUGCCCCCCAGCCCCUACUCAUGGCAGUGGCCACCGUCUUUGGGAGCAGACUGCACACACGGUAGGGGCUGGAGUUACCUGUGGAUGGGCUCACGCCGAGCGCAGGUAAUGGUGUAUCUGGAUACACGUGGGACUGCGUUUCUGUGCCAGCAUGGAGAUGAUCCAGUCGGCCCCUUCGGAGUUUGCUGGUGCUGAAAGACCAUUUAAGAAAGUCCCUGCCAUCCUUUUGGACAGCCUCGUAGAGGAGCCUAGAAAACCAAAUGUUGUCCCCAACCACCUGCUGGAAUCCAAGAUAUAUACAAAACUUCUACAAAACAAGGUCAUACAGGCUGAACCGGCUGUACUGCAUUAUGGGGGGUAUGAAAUCAACAGGCAUCACCAGCAGACUCUGAAGCUGGUAAAUAUUUCUGGUGAUGUAAUAAACCUUCACAUUAUACCACCCCAGACAAAGUACUUUCACAUCAAAUACAGCAAAACUCAUCGGCUUGUCCCUGGCUUGUCCUUUGCAGUAACAGUUGACUUUUGUCCUGAUGAGUGGCGCUAUUAUUACGACUGUGUCCGAAUUCACUGUCAGGGAGAUGACACUUUACUUGUUCCCAUACACGCCUACCCUGCUGUGAAUGUUGUAGAAUUCCCCUCCUACAUAAGCUUUUCUGAUGUGCCACUUGGUAAGAGCAAGGAGUAUGCGAUUCCCUUGCAGUGCAGCUGUCCAAUAGAUUUUGAAUUCCACAUUGAUUACAUUCAUCCUCACAAAGCAUUUGCUGUUCAGCCGACAUCAGGAAUAAUUCCAGCCAAUGGGAAAGUGGAAAUUGUCAUAACAUAUUCACCACUUGAGUAUGGAACAGCCCAAAUGAAAAUGCAGUUAUGGAUUUCACAAUUUAACUCUAAGCCGUACACAUGUGUAUUCACAGGAACAUCAACACCCUUUCUGGGCUUAAGGAAAGAAGAAUUUCAAACACAGAAAAGUGCCUCAGAGAAGAAACCAGGUUCAGCUGGGAAACCAGUGGUGCAGAAAAAAGACCAGUUAAAGCACCCACGACCCAGCGCUUCCCAGAAAGUAAAGGAGAUUGAAUACCAAAACCUGAGAUUCCCGACAGAUCUAUCAAAUCCCCAUGCUGUAGCAACUGUUUUGAUUCAGGAACCUGGCAAAUUAAAGAUUAAAGACUUGAAGGAAGUUCUAUGCCAAGGUAACGAAGGAAUAAAAACAAGACAGAUGAAGGAAGCAGUGUUUGCACAGAAGGUCAAACAAGACAUUCAGGCAGAGGAAGCAAAUCAACUUAAAUGGCAAGUUCAUAAAGGCAAAGAUCCAGUUUCUCUGAAAUGGAAAAAAGAGAUUAUUGAAGAGCGACAAAGAGCGGAAGAACAAUAUAAGAUCAAACGAGGAGAUCCUGUCACUGAGAAGGAGUUUCAGAGGAAUAAAGUGGAAGUUUCUCUCAGGCGUGUGAUCCGCUCUGUUGAACAGUGUCCCAGUGUUCAGCCCAAGUUUGACCUCCUCCUCAAUGACCCUUGGGCCAGCAGACACAGGACUCAGCGGCGGUUUCAACAGAUAGCUUGCAAGGUCCUGAUUCAGUGCCGGCUAAAUCGCAUCUUACUUUUGUUUCGUGAACUAGUGAAAGACACCAGAAGGCAAAGGAAUGAGGAAAGCUCCAUAUCAGCAGAAAACAGCAUUUUCAAAGCCUUGAUCACACCUGUGGGCGAGGAGCACGACAGUGUCGCUUCCAGCUUGUCUGUGAGUCGCGUCUUACCUUUUGACUUCCCCGUGUACCAUCCGCCUCAGAGGUCUGAUGAACUGGCUCCUGAUGCUCUUGGCCCAGUUCCUCUCAAGCCUUUAGACAUGAAAAUCAAACAUACUCAUCCCUUCUACAGUUUGCAGGUUCCUCAGCACUUCAGCGUUAUGAGGUACCAGCCGUUUUGCACACACCAUGCCGCAACAAGUUACAAACCGCAGAAACUUUCCCGACCACUGAAACAGGGAGCCAAGGAUGAACUGAUCACAAUAGUAGCCUCUCCUAAGGCCCAACUUACUCCUACCGCACCUCAGAAAGAUCUUCACAAACAUGAAUCCAUGGCAGAGGGCACGAGCCUUUUAAAACUGGCACCACCCAAAGCCUUACUCCAACCUCCAGACAGUCACCCACUUCGCGUUUUUAAUCCCACUCCAGGGUUGUCAGUUUUUAUGCCGCCUUUGCCCUAUUCAGAAACAAGCAUCGAAUAUCAUCUUUGCCCUCACCCAAAAUAUCCAGUCACCAAAGAAUGCCCGAGGGGAUCCAGCAUCCCAGUGACACAGAAGAAAUUUCUGCAUCGCAAGGAAGUCAUCCGAGGAGUAAUGAACUGGAGAAGAUUCCUACCACUGGUGUAUUCUUGGUCUGACACUCCCAAUCUGACAAACCCAGCAAUGCCUUACUGCAGGGAUCCCUACAGUUUAGAUAUGCUUCCAAGUGAGGGACCUCCAGUGCUGGACAAAUUACCUGAGAGGGACAAGGAAAAUAUAAUCGACUAUGAGACUGAUGAUGAGACUGAGUUAAGGGUUGUACUCACUCCGGAGAUGGUGAAAGCUGAAUUUCCACAGAUUGAACACCUACCACAGGAAGAAAACAAAAGUAAGCCAGGGAAAGAAGAAAGUGAUGCGGCCCUGGAUGGCAAACUUACUUACUCCAAUGCAGUGAACAACCCUACUUCUCCUUCUGGUCGGUUUGAGAACCUCUGUGCCAGCCAAAGGAGCCUGUGCUAUUUAAGACUAAUUUGCAGAUGAGCACAACCUCCUGCAAUGAACACUGGGUUUGGGCUGCUCAUUGCAUCGACUACAACACUCAUCUGCUGUUCUUAUUGUCAUGGACACUGGAUUGGGCCUGAAAUGCUUGCUAAUAAAUUAUUGGCUCCUCCUCUCAUAGCUGGACAGGAAACCUUUCCCCACAUCUUGUCACGUAGCAAAAGCUAAGCCAGUCCAAGGCUGUUCCUAAAAUCUACUAGUAGGAUGUUUUCACUGUCUCAGCAUGAAGAGGGGACCCGUGACCUAUGGAAUGACAAAGUUCAUGGAUCUCCUGGCCAUGCCCUAUCAUCUCUCAGGCCUGUUCUCAGGUUUUGGUGCAGUCAUGGAAAGAGCAACUUUGUAAGAUAUGGGUCUUCUGUUGCUUCCCAGCCACGCUCGAGGUUUUACUCAAGGGUUCACCAUUUUUUGUAUUCUGGUUGCUUCAGUCAUCAUGUGCUUUUCCAUGGGCAAGCCAGAGACUGCAUCUUGCACAAUAAGGAUUGUGGUUAGAUUAACUUCCAACUCCUUGGGUUAUGAAAUCCACAGAGAAGCUGUCACAAAGGCGAAAAAAUGCAAUAAGAACAGCAGACAACAGCUCAUGUAUUCUCAAUAAAAGGCUCGUCAGGACUAUUGUUACACAUAUAUGGGGGUUGUGUGAACGUGUACAUGUGUGUGUUUCAGUGCCCAGAAUGGCGGGGCUAUUACCAGAUUUGCCCAUCACCUUGGGGAUGUGCUCAUUUAUUAAGGAUACAUUUCUAGGGUCUUGGUAAUUCUAUCAAUGUGCUGCUUGUGUUACUUGUGUUUCUAUACGGAGCUGUAUCUCUCCCUUCUGCAAGUCCUCACCCCCACUGGAGCUAUCUUGUAGGACUCAGUUUCAAUGGGGCUGGGUUCCUCCAGUCACCAAAUCAGGCAUACACACACAAACACACACAGAUUAACGUCGCACACCUGACCUGGCUGGGUUGAUCAGCAUGGACAGGCUGACACCCUCAUAUGCCAAGCAUCAGUUCAUCAGAGCAACAAUAAACUGCAGCCAGACACAAGCACACAGCUAAACAGAAUCCCUCUGAAUCCGGCUGGGUGUCCAGCUGACACCCUCAUGGGCCAGCAUUCAGUUCAUUAGGGCACGGCUGAGCCAAACUGGGUCAAUCAGCCUGUACAAGCUGAUCCCCUUAUGUGUUUCAAAUUCAGCACGUCCCAAUCUUUAGCCUCUUGAUGAGCAGACCCCACAGUAUUUUUGGGCUUCACAGGGAUCUCUAGCUUAGGUAAAAGAAGCGUUGCUGCAGAGCAAGUGGGGAAGGAGAAGUAGAGAAGGAAAAAUAUACCCAGUUACUAUCAGUUUGACUAUAAAAGUUAUUUAUUGCUAAGUAUAUGAAAUAUAUAAUGGUACUAGUAGUAAUAGACAUGCAAAGGAAAAACAAACAUGAACAAUUAUAAUACUACCCUGGUUUCACUAAGUAUUUGGGGAAACUUAGCUCAAGCUUAACUAAUACAGUUCAGGUUCAGAAAUUUAUGCCUAGAGAGACAAGAGAGAGAGAGAGAGAGAGCGCUGGGAUCUCACCAGUCCAAGGCAUUUGGGUUUCAGUGCUGACAGGUAAAGUUCUUAGCACAGUCCUUGAAGGGAGACAACAGCGGGUGGUGUCAAAGAGACUUCUCCUCUUGAAGCACACGCACACUUUGCUGCUUUUUUUACAGAUUUUUAUACCCUCAGUUCAGUUCAAAGCAUUCUCAAUAGUAUAAAUCAUUGUCUUUUCGAUUGACAAGGGGUUAUCUGGUUUGGAACAUCUCAAAAAAACUGAUUGAUAAUCAGGAAAACAUAAGGCUAGGGAGUAACCAGACACUUAGGAGCCAGCUUGAAAUUCCUAUGGAUAGCAGAUAUACUGAUGGGAUAUCUCAUGGUUUCUUCAGAAACAAUAGAUAGCUUGCAGCAUCAGGGUUUUGGAUUUUCACAUGUUGUGAACAAGCCUCCGCUUAGCAUGACUUUUCCAGAUCUUACUAUAGUUUUUUUGACAGACUUAAGGCAAUUAUUGGAGUGUUCAUAACCUUUUGUGGAGAGGACUCCCACCAGUCGUCCUGGGAAAAGUAUGACAACACUUGUGGUUAGGACUCCAACGGGCUGGAUGCUUUGAUGAACCCUUUACCAUUGUUCAAAUAUUGCCCAUACCUGCUCUGACUCGGUUUCUUGCCUCAACAUUCCCUAACCCAGCAACCAAGUUUUAGUCGAUCAAGUUUAAAUAGGCCUCCCAUAGUGGGAUCGGGGAAUGUACGGCCCGAGAUGCCUAUUAAACUUUACUUCGGUUAGAGGUGUGUGUGUGGGGGCAGGGGAAGUCCUUUGUAAAUCCAGAUUAGAACUGGUCUGAUAAAUGCUGAGCUGCAUGUGUGUAAAUGUGGGUUGAUUAGCAUUUGGAGCACAGAUUCCCCAUCAUGCAGUGCUCCCCUGCUUCUCUGAUCCCAGAAUUCACUGCAGUCUUUGCUUCGGGCUUUCUGUUCUCCAUCUCCCAUGUAAAUGAAUGGUCAUCUGGUUCCAUCUCAGAUGCAAAUGAGACCUAGGGCAGUUGCUUCACUCUUGUCACCCUUAUCUGGAGGGUUUUAGGUGUGUCUUCCACUGCAUUUUAAUCAGUUUUGUAUAAGGGGGGGGAAUUCUUUGCAAGUCAGACAGGCUGCGUCCUGUGCCAGGGUUCCCCAACAACACAGAGCUGAGAGGUAACAGGGCUAGAACAAUACUCGUUUCCUUACUGUAAGCAUUUAUUUUUUUUAAAUACCCUCUUGAAAUUGCUCCUGAUAUAUUCUCACACUAAGGAGAGCAGUACUGUCUUAGCAGAGUGCACACAGUUCUUGUUACACAUUUCAACACUUCAGAUACUCACAUAAAAUGCACUUAGGCUUCAUUAAAAUUAUCUCCUGGCCUCAAAAAUGCAAGCUGUUGUGAAUGUGAUACAUUGGCACAAAUGUCUUUGGCUUUAUCAGUAUUUUAUGGCAUUGUACUAGCACUGUUAUCAGUACAAAUGACUUUCUCAACCU